GAAGUAAUCGAAACAGUUCCAGAUGAGGAUUUCUGUUCCAAAAUGCUCCCGAGCUUCUCGGAGAGAUCAUCCAGAUGAGGAAGACCGGUGCAAUCUCCAAAAGAACCUGGUAUUGCUCACCGGCACAGCGCAGAGUCGUCGAGCUUCUCAGAGAAGUCGCGAGGUCGAAACUCGACUGUUCCAUGGGCCAUGUCGUAAACAUGAAAUAAAUUCUCUUUUAAGUCCAGCCCGUCCCAGCCCAGCCCAGCUUUAAAUAUAAAAUACACGGUCUUCUUCUGCAAGAAUCCCGUAAAACUGAAAUCUGAAUUCCUCUUCUUUCAGUCUCAGUAGCUCCAAGAAACUUCAAAACCUGAAAUCCAGUAGCUCCAAAUCCUGCAAAUCUUGAAUCGAAAUUCUUUCUCUCAGUCUUGGUAGUGGAGUAAACCAGAAAUCUAAAUUUCUCAAGGUAGCUCCAAGAUUCCUGAAAUUCAAGAACUAAGUGGUUUAAAUUUGCGUAGCUCUAAGAAUCCUUUCCCAAUAUCAUAAUGGGAAGAUUGUUUGUGGUCGAGAUCCCCGAUGUCGAAGAGAAAAACAUAUAUACUUGCGCGAACUGCGAGGAGGAGAACGACCAGGAUUUCCCCUUUACACACAUCGCUUUAGAGGAUGAUCGGCAAUACUAUCGCCCAGGCCCUCCAUUUUGGUCCUAUUCGGACAAUUGUAUAUUUAGCGAAGUGAUAAACACAUUAAUGUUGAGUGAAUCGGAAAGACAACGGAUAUAUUAUGGCUGGUACAUAGUCAAGGAGGUCCAAUGUGUACGGUGCUGUCAAGUACUUGGAACAUAUUAUAUAACAUCCAUUAACCCAAAUUUCAGCUAUAUAGAAAGGAAUUUUUUGCUGUACGAAGAAGCUCUAAAUCGCUGGGACCACGGGAUCAGAGUACCAGUUUGAGGCCUCUAAUUUCUAUACGAGGCAUAUUUCAUUGUAUUUUUGGACAUUUUCACUAUGUCCAGUACAUGAUAAGUCCUCUAAUAACUAUACACUUUGAGAGGCAUAUUUCUUUGAUUUUUUGGUAUUCUCACUAGUUACUUCAUGUACGUGAUAGGAUAUAUCUUUGUAGCUAGAAUUGUUUGACCCUGUUAUCUUUCAUGAUAGGAUAUAUCUUUGUAGACUUUUUCCUUGCAGAAUCUCUCCAGUCAAGGUUCUAAAACUUGGGAUUAGUCAAGGCUGAUAGUUUUCCGAUAUCAAUUUAGAUCAGUCUGGAUUGGACUGUAUUAGACAGAUUUACCCCUAUUUUUAAUAACAUAUGGGUGCACACCCUUAGGUCCUCA
Molecule: messenger RNA, 1306 nt
Organism: Macadamia integrifolia
Lineage: Eukaryota; Viridiplantae; Streptophyta; Magnoliopsida; Proteales; Proteaceae
Exons: 5
Coding region: 525-926 (133 amino acids)
Source: RefSeq, a predicted model, not a curated record